Messenger RNA from Sarcophilus harrisii (Tasmanian devil), 4336 nucleotides. It is a transcript of the gene SPIC, whose product is annotated as Spi-C transcription factor. Gene Ontology annotation, biological process: regulation of transcription by RNA polymerase II; cell differentiation. The record is from RefSeq and is a predicted model, not a curated record. Gene Ontology annotation, cellular component: nucleus. The coding region runs from base 3138 to 3941 and encodes 267 amino acids. The transcript is spliced from 10 exons. Gene Ontology annotation, molecular function: DNA-binding transcription factor activity, RNA polymerase II-specific; sequence-specific DNA binding. NCBI's taxonomy places the organism in Eukaryota, Metazoa, Chordata, Mammalia, Dasyuromorphia, Dasyuridae.
UCCCGAGAGGCGGUGGCUGCUCCUGACCGGAGCGGCGGAGGCGGCGAAGCUUCGGCUGCCUAAGUUCUGCCCUCGGACCUACGUGCAGCGGAAAUGACCCCCCACAGGCCCCAAGGCCGCAGGCCGUGGAGCUGCGGGGACUCUGAGCCGAGACCCGCGGCCCGCGGCUGUAAACGCGAGGCCGGGGCUGGAGAGAGGCCUGAGGGCCCGAGUGAGGCCUGCGGGCCCGAGUGAGGGGCUUCCCCGCGGCGCGCGCUUAGAGCCCCGCCCCCUUUGUAUUACAGAGGGGGAAACCGAGGCACGGGGAGGGGAAGAUCAUGGACUCAGCGCUUUGCCCCGUUAUAUUACAGAGGGGGAAACUGAGGCACAAAGCGGGGAAGAUCAUGGACUCGGAGCUUUGCCCCGUUAUAUUACAGAGGGGGAAACUGAGGCACAAAGCGGGGAAGAUCCUGGACUCGGAGCUUUGCCCCGUUAUAUUACAGAUGGGGAAACUGAGGCACAAAGCGGGGAAGAUCAUGGACUCAGCGCUUUGCCCCUUUAUAUUACAGAGGGGGAAACUGAGGCACGCGGAGGGGAAGAUCCUGGACUCGGAGCUUUGCCCCGUUAUAUUACAGAUGGGGAAACUGAGGCACAAAGCGGGGAAGAUCAUGGACUUGGAGCUUUGCCCCGUUAUAUUACAGAUGGGGAAACUGAGGCACGUGGAGGGAAAGGCUUGGAGCUGGAAAAGAGGCCUCAGAGUCCUGCCCUGUCAUAAAUGGAGAAAUGGAGGCACAGGAGUUAGUCUAGACUGAGGAGUCCUAGAGACCAAUGAGUCUCAGAUAAGGAAUCUGAAGCGCAGAGAUGAAUGGUUUUAAAGAUCUUGGAAUCAAGUUGCAGGGAGCCUCAAAAGCUAUGGAUGUCCCCCUCUUCCUUCUCCCCCUUCCCCCCCUUUCAUUACAGAUGAGGACACUGGGGGCCCUAGGAAUGGAACCUGUCUAGUCCAGCCCCUGCACACACGUUUUCCAUGGCUAUGUAGGUACUAAAUGGGAGAAUUCACACCCAGGUCCUCCUAUUCCUCUUUGUGCUACACAGUGCUGAUUAACCUGGCACUAGGAUAAUGAAUGUGCAUGAAAUCCACAAUUAAUUCCCAGGGAGGUCCAUUGGUUGAAAGUGAUGGCUGCUCAACAAUGAUCCAGACCUAGGAGAAACCUUACAGAUCCAUGAACACAACCCCUUUGUUUUACAAACUAAGGUCCAUAAAGGGGAAGUCAUUUGCCUAGGAUCCCACUGAUAGCGAAUGAUGGAGCAAGGAUUUGAAUGCAGGUCCUCAUGUCCAAUCUAGCAUCCUUUAAAAAAAAAAUUAUUUAUACUAGGUAACCACCGUUUGGUAUGUCAGUCUUUUGGAAUGAUUUAUGAAAGCAUUGCCUCCAUUUACAUAAAGGUGUAAGGCUUUAAAGGUGUAAGAGCGGUGUUUAUCCCAGAGAGAUGAUAAGAGUUAUCUUAGCUCUGUCACCUACUACCUGUGCGAUUCUGGGAUAAAAUGACUACCAAAUCAUUUUAUGUUUUUGCAUUUCAGAAAUCAGGAAGUUGAAGGAGAUGGGCUUUUGAGAUCACUUCCAGCUGAAAAUCUACAAUUCUCUGAAGACAGGAUAGUUGUAUUCAAGUACUUGAAGAUCUGCCACAUUGGCGCUUUGUUUUUAUGCCCAGAGAACAGAAGGUGCAAGGGAAAAUAAACUAAAGUUCCACCCCUACUUUUAAGAAAUUUAAAGUCUGAAGAUGGAAUGUGGUCAUCCUUUGAAAUUUGAAGGAGACUUCAAGACACUGUCAUUUGAUCUACUAAUGUACCCUGAGGAUCACUGGGACAUUUCUGGACAUACUACAGCUGAAUUUUUGAAUGCCUUGCCUCUUAAAAGGUGUGAACUUCUUGAACACAGAGACAGUCUCUGUCUCCCCAGCACAUAAUAUAAUACUUGGGUUUAUAAUAAGCACUUAAUAAAUGCUUUUUUUUUCAUUCAUUUAUUCAAUUUAGAUGUCAUUUACCAUGCAUGUAAGAUUAAAUCUGAAACAAAGAUUGCAGUUUAUUAAUGUGUGUUUCCUUUGUGAAUAUAAGCUGUUUGUUUUUGAAGCUAACUCUGUAAGUAGCAGUUUAAUUCUUAUCCAUAAUUCAUGAUAGUCUAUCCUUUACACAACCCCUAGAGCUCCUAAGUGCUUAGGAUAAUCUCAUCCUGCUACACAACUAUUAUCUGUGGUUCUCUGUUCCCUUUACUAUUAAACUCUUCUGUUUGACCUUCAAAGUCCUUUACAACUUGUCCCAUUCCUAUCUUUAAUGUUCUUACACAUUACUCUCCAAAACACACAGUUCAGUUAUACUAAUUUUCUUCUUCAUCAUUUCCAAUGAUCCAUCGCUCUCACUUCUUCCUCCCUAUCUCUGCCUUCUAGAAUAUCUAGCUUCCUUCAAGACAAAGCUCAAAGGUCGCCUUUUGCAAGAGGCCCUUCCUGUUUCCCCCAUUAGUGCCUUUUAUAUUAUCUUUGUAUAGAUCUUGUAUAUUUUGUACGUUCUCUCUGGAAAGAGACUAUUUCUCAUGGCCUUUGUAUUCCUAGCACUUAACACAGUGCCUGAUAUAUAUAGUAAUCUCUUUAUAAAUAUUUGUUGACUCAUUGGUUGUUGGGUUUGGAUGAUUGAUACUGAAGAUUUAUUCUUUCUUUCAAUAUAUUUUUAAUUUAUUACCUGAAACGUGCUGAUCUGAACCAAAAUUUGAUGAGGCCAAACUAUCAUCUCAAAGGAAGACGUUAUAUUUGUGAGACACCAGAAGGUGGUGCCCUUGAUUUGUUAAAUUCUCAAUCAGAAAUUGAGGCCAAAGGAUUUCAGUCAAGAUCACACAUUGCCACCUCGCCUUAGUCACUGAAUGGGUGUUGCCUCAGGGACAAACAACAACACAGGUUUUCACCUGAGAGUAUACAUCAUGUUUAGGUCUCGACAGAUAUUAAAGACCUUCAGCUGUCUUUCUUGGGAUUCCAGCAGAUCUCUUUGUUCCUUGUAAUAGCCAGCGUCUAUCCAGCGGCUCAGAUCUACAAGAGCCAUGACCAAAUAAGUCAUCAAAGGAUGCUCUGUCUCAAUCAGCCAUCUUCAAAAUGGGUUACCACCACGAGUAAGGCAUAUGAUGCCAUGGAAGAAGAUGCACCUUGUAAAGGUUUACAACUUUGUUAAUGAAGCCAUGAGCUGGUUGGAACAAGACAUGCUGGGUCAGGCAUUCCAAGAUGCUUUUGAGGUAAUGCAGCAACAUUCAGCUGGGGACCAUCAGUAUUCCCCAGAAUACAAAAAUUACUUGACUUUCGUCAAUCAUUAUCCUCAUCUCAGAGGAAAUUCCAGCUGUUAUGGAGUACUCCCCACAGAAGAAACUGUGUAUAACUGGAGGACUGUGAUUAAUAGUACUACUGACUUCUAUUUUGAAGGAAGCAUCCAUCAUGCUCUGCAGAAUAUGACUGAAAACCAGGGGAUGCAGACUACUCCUGUCCAACAAAGAGGAGGAAAAGGGAGAAAGAAGCUUCGACUGUUUGAAUACCUUCAUGAGUCUUUGUGCGAUCCUGAGAUGGCAUCCUGCAUCCAAUGGGUAGAUAAAUCAAAGGGGGUCUUUCAGUUUGUUUCCAAAAACAAAGAGAAACUCGCAGAACUUUGGGGAAGAAGGAAAGGCAAUCGCAAAACCAUGACUUACCAGAAAAUGGCCAGAGCCUUGAGGAACUAUGGAAGGACUGGGGAAAUUGUGAAAAUCCGCAGAAAGCUAACCUAUCAAUUCAGUGAGGUCAUCCUUCAGAGACUCUCUCCACCUUUGUUCAUGGGAAAAGAAAUAAUCUAUUCACAAUAUAUUCAAUCUGACCAAGAUCAACUAAAUUUAAAUAAUUGGAAUACCAAUUAUAAUUAUAUGUGUAGCAAUGACCAUGAUCUAGGCUACUUGGACUGCUAGGAGACAUGUCUACUUUCCUUCUCUCCUUGUUACUGGGUUUUGUAGGCAUCGGAAAUUCCUAUAAGAUAAGGGUUUUCCUCUCAAAUCAAGGCAAAAUUUAUAUAGUUUCACUAUUGUUAUAGGUUGCAAUUAAAUGGUGUAUGCAACUCAUAAGUUGAAUGGAAUUCUGUAAAUGAACACAUUUUCUAUGAUAAACUGAACUGAAUGUAUCAGAAUUAAAUUUCUUCAAGAUUACUGCUUUAAAAUGCCAUUUUCUCUUCAAUAUAUACAUUCAAAAGUACAAAAGUUUAUUUUAUUUUUGACAUAAGUGUCAUAAUCUUACCUUAGUAAUAAUAAUGUAAUAUAUGGGGUGUUUUAUGGUUUAAUAAACAUCAUAUAUUUAAUAACAACACAAA